Molecule: messenger RNA, 873 nt
Organism: Trypanosoma conorhini
Lineage: Eukaryota; Euglenozoa; Kinetoplastea; Trypanosomatida; Trypanosomatidae
Exons: 1
Coding region: 1-873 (290 amino acids)
Source: RefSeq, a predicted model, not a curated record
AUGCGUGGGGGUUUUCGAAGGGGGCGGUUUGACAAGGUUCCGCAACCAGGGGCAGUUAAUAGCUAUUCAGAAGCACUUUAUCCUCCUCGCGUGUACCAUCACUAUACGCAACAACCUAGCAAUACCGCACCUUCCUUGGCGACAAUCAUUGUCCCGAGCAUUGAUGAUGGUGUUGGCGAAUCACGUCUACGAGAGGGGCUUCCUCAUGGCGUUAGCACAAUCAUGGAUAAAAAGACUCCGCCAUAUCUUCGCGACUUUGUGGGCUGCUUUAUUGAUGGUGAGCAAUAUCUUGCGAAUUCCCGUGCCUUUGCAGUUUUGGAUUCCGGAAAGGAACUUCUUAAUGUGCUGCACUAUCCAAGUUUGCUUGGAAUUGACAGAAAAGAUCAGAACAUCGAGCACUCUAUAACUGACAAAAACGCACCGCCUAUUUCCCCCCUUGGAGAACAACAAAUGCGUCACUUGGAGGAAGCACUGGGACUUCCAGCAGAACUCAGAAUAUAUGGACUGGGAAAACGUAGUGGCGAGAUAACAUCCGCCGCAAUGGAUCGCCUUCGCAUUCGUCCUGUCAAGCGAAAGCGCAUUGUGAAACCGAUACGUCGAGGUACGAAGGUGGUUGUUCUCCCUCUCGCUGGCGCCGAAGACGCUGACGAAAUAAAAAAAGCAAGGCGAGUUGUGGGUGAAGAGGAGGAACUUGAAGGUAACAAAAAGACGCAAAUAAAGCGUGAGAACGACGACCAUGAUGAGGAUGGAAGUGGUGGCGGUUAUGACAGAGAGGAUGAUGAGGCAUCAUUGUCCUUUCAAGUCGAUGACGAUGACGACGGCGGUGACUUAGAUGGGCCGGAAGGCAGCGGAGGUGAGGACAAUUUUUUUUAA